CCCUUCCGCUGGCUGCAUGUCCGGUCCGCGUGCACGCUCGCGCAUCCCGCCCGUGUGCAGCGAGCCAGCCAGUAAUCGUCGCGGAGAUUGGGCUAGCGGCCGAGGCUGAGGCCGAGUCGGAGCCCCGGUUUUCCAGCCUGGUGGAGCAGCUGAUUGGCAAGUGUGCCAACUGUCCAGUGUUUCCUGGCUCCUACUCUGCCAGUCUCUCUCUCCUGGGAAGAUGUUCCUGGUGGGCCUAACAGGAGGCAUUGCCUCAGGCAAGAGCUCCGUCAUCCAGGUGUUCCAACAGCUGGGUUGUGCUGUGAUCGAUGUAGACGUCAUUGCCCGGCACGUCGUCCAGCCAGGGUACCCUGCUCACCGGCGUAUCGUAGAGGCCUUUGGCACUGAAGUCUUGCUGGAGAAUGGUGACAUCGACCGCAAGGUCCUCGGAGACCUGAUCUUUAACCAGCCUGAUCGUCGGCAGCUCCUCAACUCCAUCACUCAUCCUGAGAUCCGCAAAGAAAUGAUGAAGGAGACCUUCAAGUACUUUCUCCGAGGGUACCGCUACGUGAUUCUGGACAUCCCCCUCCUGUUUGAGACCAAGAAGCUGCUCAAGUACAUGAAGCACACGGUGGUAGUGUACUGUGACCGAGACACACAGCUGGCGCGGCUGAUGAAGCGGAACAACCUGAAUCGUGAAGAUGCAGAGGCAAGGAUCAAUGCCCAGCUGCCCCUGAAGGACAAGGCCCGCAUGGCCAACCACGUUCUAGACAACUCGGGCGAGUGGAGCCUCACCAGACGCCAGGUCAUCCUCUUGCAUGCCAAGCUGGAACGCUCCAUGGAGUACCUGCCACUGAGGCUCGGGUUCCUAACGGGCCUAGCAGGCAUCGCCAGCCUCCUUUACCUGCUCACCCGUUACCUCCUACCUUCUUCUUAACUGGGUACACCAAGGCAGCAAGCCUUAGGCCUCCUCCUUAGAGACCUAAGUCAGGUACCAUGUCCUCAACACUACAUUCACUCAUCCAGUCUGGGACUCAGCAGAAAGAAACUCACUAUCAGGUACCCCUUCCCUCCCUCCCUAGAGCCCCUCAUCCCCUAGUACCCCCUCAGAACAAUAUCCGUGAUGGCAGGAGAACAGCGGUCUCUGUGGCCCUCACCAUGGUUACAACAAUGUAGCCAACAGUUUGUUGGGCUUGAGCCCUCUUGGAGCAUCUGCCCUAUCGUGGCCACAAACUCCCUAGUGGACCACAGCAAAUCCUUCUAAACUGAAGGCCUUCUUCAAACAACUGUCUCCUGGGUUGAAGCCUUUUGCCAGGGUGCAGUGUGACUCCUCUCUCGGGGCUUUACCGCUUAGCCACUGCCUCCCACCACUGCCUCUGAGCUCUGCAAUCCUGGCGUUCCCCAGGCCCCAUGCUGUCUGACCUCUGUGCCUUCCUCCAGAUGCUCCCUGCCCUGCAGUACCUUCCCCCUGGCUGCCCCUGGUCAGGCACCCCGUGUUUUAUCUUAAUCCAUGGUAGAAUAACCAACAAGAAACUGAUUUCUCCUAGACUGUAUGCCUCUAGGUGGCAGGGCUGACUCCUCUCCAGUGUACUACAGCCUGCUCUCCACUGGUGCUCAAUAAAUUGAAUUGAUCUAAAAUGUCCGCUGAAUUCCACUUGGCCUCUGCUCACACCGAGGAGGCCUACGCAGAGGACUCCAGCCAGGUCCGCACCUCUAGGAGGCUGGUGGAGGUGUUGGGCAGAGCACAUCCAUUCAUCCCACAGGCCUGUUUUUUCCUUCCCCAGCCCAAUUAGACCAGUACAGACAUCAGCCUUCCCUCCCAGUGUCUGCAGACCUGCUGAUGUGUAGAUCUUGUUCCCAGCAGCCUAUUAAGGCCAAAAAUGAGUGUGACUAAUGUGAA
Molecule: messenger RNA, 1879 nt
Organism: Peromyscus eremicus (cactus mouse)
Lineage: Eukaryota; Metazoa; Chordata; Mammalia; Rodentia; Cricetidae
Gene: Dcakd
Product: dephospho-CoA kinase domain containing
Exons: 5
Coding region: 221-916 (231 amino acids)
Biological process (GO): coenzyme A biosynthetic process
Molecular function (GO): ATP binding; dephospho-CoA kinase activity
Source: RefSeq, a predicted model, not a curated record